This is a messenger RNA of Aspergillus aculeatus ATCC 16872, 550 nucleotides long. RefSeq lists its product as uncharacterized. Lineage: Eukaryota; Fungi; Ascomycota; Eurotiomycetes; Eurotiales; Aspergillaceae. Bases 65 to 526 code for a protein of 153 amino acids. The transcript has 2 exons. The record is from RefSeq and is a predicted model, not a curated record.
CACUCGCAGCGUUCAGCUCCUAAGUUCCCAUCCUGUGGCAUAUCUUUUACCAGUCUACAGAGUGAUGGAUUCAAAAGCCCCAGAAGACAGGCUACCAGAGCAGCUAUUCCUGGAUUAUUCCAUCCGUGAUAUCCAAGAAGAUCGUCUCGGAACGGCCAAUGACCCGUGGGCUCCUGUAUAUCUCGAUGCCAUCCGCGACGGGAGGUAUGGGGAUGCAGUGUGGGCGCGAUAUCACAUCGGCGGUGAUGUGGAAAACGGCAUCGUUGGUGGCUCCGGUGGUAUGACCGUCCUCGAGGUGAUCAAGGAGGAGGCCCUGUCAUACCGAGUGUCAUACCCGGAAGAAUACUUCAAGGCCGUGGCGUUCUAUCGCGGCACGAGCGAGAAUGAUGGGCGCGCCGAUGUCCUGGCUGUCAUUUGUAUUCUUGAUGAACGGGAGAUCGCGGAGAUGGAGGUUAGGAAGAAGAGGGAGAAUCAACUGGAUGAUCAAGGCUGCUUGUCCCUGCUUUUGACGUGUUGCAGGGGUUGAGGUUCGAUAAUAUAGUACAAUGGC